GAGCAUCCCUUGGUUGCCACGACGCUCAUGAAUAUGGGCUCGGUGGCAAAUAGCCAAGGGCGCUUGGACGAGGCACUCGCCUUCUAUCAAGAGUCACUCGAUAUCUAUGUCAAGAUCUAUGGAACCCGCGAGCAUCCCGAUGUUGCUUCAGUCCUCAACAACAUGGGUGCAGUGGUAAGAUCCCAAGGACACCUGGAUGAGGUCUUUGCUUUAUACCAAGAGUCCAUCGAUAUCAUGGUCAAGGUCUACGGUACCCGCGAGCAUCCCGAUGUUGCCACGGCCCUCAACAACAUGGGUAGUGUAGCAAGGGACCAAGGGCGCCUAAGCCAAGCACUCGCCCUCUUCCAAGAAUCCCUUGAUAUCAAAGUCAAGGUCUAUGGCGCUCGCGAGCAUCCCGAUAUUGCAACGACUCUGAGGAAUAUCGGUACUUUGGAAAGGGUCGAUGGUCGUCUGGACGAUGCAUGUGUCUACUUCCAAGAGUCCUUAGACAUUUAUGUCAAGGUCUAUGGUACUCGCGAGCAUCCUGAUGUUGCCGCGACUCUCAACGACAUUGGUGCAACUGUCUAUAAACAAGGACACCUGAAGGAAGCGCUCGCCUUCUACCAAGAGGCACUCGAUAUUCGAGUCAAGAUCCAUGAUACUCGUGACCUUCCUGAUGUUGCCGGAAUCCUCAACAAUAUGGGCGGUGUGGCAAGAGACCAAGGACGCCUGGGCGAUGCACUUGCCUUCUUUCAAGAAUCGCUUGAUAUCAUGGUCAAGAUCUAUGGCACUCGCGAGCAUCCCGAUGUUGCCGGAAUCCUCAACAAUAUGGGUGAGGUAUCAAUAUCCCAAGGACGCCUGAGUGAGGCACGGGUCUUAUUCCAAGAGUCCUUAAACAUUUAUGUCAAGGUUUAUGGCACUCGCGAGCAUCCCAAUGUUGCUGCAACCCUCAGUGGCAUGGCUAGUGUGGCAAACAAGCAAGGACUUUCGAAAAAAGCACUUGCCUUGUACCAAGAGUCCCUUAGUAUCAUGGUUAAGAUUCAUGACACUCGCGAACACCCCAGCAUAGCAAUGAUCCUCAUCGGAAUGGGCAAAGUGGCAAUUGAUGAAGGACGCUUGGGUGAGGCCCUUGCAUUAUACCAAGAAUCCAUCGAUAUCAUGAUCAAAGUCUAUGGUACCCGUGAGCAUCCUGGUAUAGCUUUGACCCUCAGCGACAUGGGUAGUGUGAUGAGUCUUCAAGGUCGCCUAAACGAAGCACGCGCCCUCUACCAAGAGUCCCUGGAUACGACGGUCAAGAUUCAUGGCACUCGCCAGCAUCCCGAUGUUGCCACGAUCCUCAACAACAUGGGUGACGUGGAAAGAUUCCAAGGCCGCCUGGACAAAGCACUUGAUCUCUUCCGAGAGGUGCUCGAGAUCAAUGUAAAGGCUUACGGCACCCGUAAGCAUCCCAGUGUUGCAACGGCUCUCAUCAACACUGGAAUGAUAUUUAUUGACCAGGGACGCCUGAGCGAGGCACUCGCCCUCUUCCAAGAGUCCAUCGACAUCAUAGUCAAGAUCUAUGGCACCCGCGAGCACCCCCUUGUUGCACAGGCCCUCUGUUGCAUAGGAAUUGUGAAAUUUCAACAGGAACGCUUGGACGAAGCGCUCGCCUUCUACCAAGAGUCACUCGAUAUCUCUGUUAAAGUCCACGGCACCCGCGAACAUCCCGAUGUUGCACAGGCCCUCAACAACAUGGGUAGUGUGGCAAGUUCCCAAGGACGAUUGGGCGAUGCACUUGCCUUGUACCAAGAGUCGCUCCAUAUCAUGGUCAAAAUCUAUGGCACCCGCGAACAUCCCGAUGUUGCACAGGCUCUCAACAACAUGGGUAGUGUGGCAAGAUCUCAAGGACGAUUGGGCGAUGCACUUGCCUUGUACCAAGAGUCGCUCCAUAUCAUGGUCAAAAUCUAUGGCACCCGCGAGCAUCCCGAUGUUGCUCGAACCCUCAAAAGCAUUGGUGCAAUGACUGAAUCCCGAGGACUCCUGGACAUUGCCUUCGCCUUGUAUCAAGAGUCACUCGAUAUCACCACCAAGGUCAAUGGCACUCGCCUGCACGCUGAUAUUGUCACGAUCCUGAGCGAUUUGGGAAAUAUUGCCAGCAAACAAGGGCGCCUGGACGAGGCUCUCGCGUUUUACCAAGAGUCUUUCGAUAUUGCUGUUCAUGUUUAUGGCACUCGUCAGCAUCCCGAUGUUGUCAAAACGCUCAGCAGAAUCGAAGAGAUUUCGAAAUUCAAACAUCCUGUUGAUACAACAACCGAACUUGAUCUAUCCUCAACACCCCAGAUGGUCGAUGUCCAAGGCACCAGCACCACCCCUGAUGAAUUCUCAAACCUGAUACAUAAGGGUGGCAUAGCACUUCUACAAGGUCGCUUGGUGAGGGCGUUCACCCUCUAUCAUGAUUCACUCGAUAACGCUUCCAGGAUCCAUGGUACACGCCAACAUCCUGAUGUUGCCAAAUCCCUCGAAUUCAUGAGUCUGGCAGCAAGGUCCCAAGGACACCUUGAGGAAGCUUUGGCUUACCUCAAAGAAUCCCUUGACAUCAAGAUCAAGGUCCAUGGUACCAACCAGCGUGAAGAUAUUGCAUGGAUGCUCCACCAGAUGGUCUAUUUAUCGAGAGUAUUGGGUCACACAACCCAGGCUCUCCAAUAUGCCAAUCAAUGUCUUGAUAUUUACCUCAAACUCUAUGGUACCCGUGAGCACUCCUCGGUGGCUGGCAUCCUUGAUGAGUUUGGAUGGAUUCACUUUCUUCAAUCCAACUUCGCCAAAGCACUCGAAUACCACACAGAGGCCCUCGAUAUUGUCACGAGAAUCUCAAACGAUCCAACAAGAGCUCAAGAGGCCGAAUUCCUCGUUGGCUGUGGUGUAGACCUGAUCCAACUCGGCCAGCUCGACGAUGCCCAAUCCAAACUCGAGAAAUCACUCGAGCUUCUCAGAACCAUCCACUCCACGACCGAUAAUGCCUCUGUUGCCCAUGCACUGUGUUGGCUUGGCGAUCUUCGUCGACUCCAAGGAAACGGCGACGAUGCCCUCAUCCUCUAUAACGAUGCCAUGUAUAUGGUGAAGCGACUGUCACGACCUUCAAACCCAAUAAUCAUUCCUCAAGCUCUCCAUGGCGUUGCAAUCAUCCAAAGAUCCAGGAAGCAGUUUGAUGCUGCUCGGGAUUCCACAACCAAAGCCAUUGAUAUCCUUCUCGAGCGUGCUCUCAAUCAUCCAUACCUUCAGCAGAUGAAAUCCUUCUCUAUCGAACUGGGCAAGGGGAUUGGAUCAAGUGACAGCUCGAGCUAGUGUUGGUUGUUGGGAAGAUGUGGAUCGGCAUAGUGCGGUGACGAUCUAGUAGUGUUGCUGCCGCUUCGCCGACUUGAAUACAUCAGUCGCUACCUCUCA
This is a messenger RNA of Polychytrium aggregatum, 3399 nucleotides long. RefSeq lists its product as uncharacterized. The record is from RefSeq and is a predicted model, not a curated record. The transcript has a single exon. Gene Ontology annotation, molecular function: protein binding. Bases 28 to 3300 code for a protein of 1090 amino acids. NCBI's taxonomy places the organism in Eukaryota, Fungi, Chytridiomycota, Chytridiomycetes, Polychytriales.